CUUCAUUUGACCUUUCUUAGUUUCGAGUACCCAUCUACUUUUCUCUCCCAAAUUCCGUUCUCUCCAUUCUUCUUCUUCUUCUUCUUCUUCUUCUUCUUCUUCUUCUUCUGUGAGUUGCUCCGAUAUGUUUGAUUGUCUUCCUCUCUGCGAGUAGGCCGACAUGUUCCGUCUAAGCGACAAUCUCGUCCUGGAAUCUAAUGGCUUCCCCUGGCUAGUCUGGCUACAUCUCUUGGUAAUGUUUCUCCUCAUCGUUUUGCUUUCUUAUUUGGGCGUCCUUGCUUUCGAUGUUCCGGCCAACGGGGCGGCGCCGAGGUUGGUGCCGGUGAGCGAUCUAUUCACAAGUAAAGAUUAUCAGACGGAGGAGCCAGUCAAGAACAAUAUUAGCUGUGCCACGACGAAUCGCUUUGAUGAUAACAAGUUGAGGGAAGACCAAACAAGUACUAAAGGCGGAAUCGUAAGCAUAAGAAGUAUAAGAACAGAAAGACAAGAAGCAGAGAUACAGGAAGCGGAGGAUAGUUUAACCAAGAAAGUAGCACAGAGGACAAUAGCUCAAUGUUCUUAUGGCCCAUGCUAUUACCUACAACAAGCAGCAAAGGUUUUCCUUAAGUGCCUCGGUCUUGACUCUACCUCUCAGGGUUCUUCAUCAGCAGAGCUAGAGUCAAAACACGAUGUUAGGCAUGAAGAUACUGUACCCAACUCCAUUGGGCCAAUGCCAGAAGCCAAGCCCAGUAAGCCUGCAGAAGGCGCCCAUGUUCCAAUAUCAAGAUAGUAGCUAACCUUGUAAUUUGUUCAUUUUCUCAAAUGAGUUAUUGUGUGUUUAUUAUAUAAUAAAAUUUUCUACCUUAUCUAUA
Molecule: messenger RNA, 851 nt
Organism: Nelumbo nucifera (sacred lotus)
Lineage: Eukaryota; Viridiplantae; Streptophyta; Magnoliopsida; Proteales; Nelumbonaceae
Biological process (GO): innate immune response
Source: RefSeq, a predicted model, not a curated record